AUGGCUCGUUUCAGAAACAACAAGAGAAAACCGUUUGUUAGGCAGAUCACCAAGAAGCAGCCAAGUGUUGAUCAUAUAACUGGAGACAAGAUUCCGAAGAGUUUUGUGUUUUCUAGGGGGAAGUUGCCCGGUCCUCUUCGACAACUGCAGAUGGAUUUGAGAAAAUUGAUGCUUCCUUUUACUGCUCUCAAGCUCAAGGAAAAAAGGCGAAAUAAUCUCAAAGACUUCUUGAAUGUUUCAGGGCCUAUGGGUGUGACACAUUUUCUCAUUUUAUCUAAAACUGACUCGGCGCCAUACUUGAGGGUUGCAAGGACACCCCAGGGUCCAACGCUUACAUUUAAAAUAAUUGAAUACUCAUUGGCUGCUGAUAUUGCUCAAAGUCAAUUGCGUCCGAGAAGCCCCCAAGAUCUUUUCAAAAACCCACCCUUGAUUGUUCUUUCUGGUUUCGGGACUGGGGAGCAACAUCUGAAGCUCACUACUAUAAUGUUUCAAAACAUAUUUCCUGCCAUAGAUGUGAACACUGUCAAUCUUUCUUCAUGCCAAAGGAUUGUAUUACUGAAUUAUAACAAAGAGACGAAGCUUAUUGACUUUCGUCACUACUCUAUUAGAUUACAACCCGUUGACGUUUCACGUAGAAUUAGGAAGUUUGUGCAAAACCAUCAGGUGCCUGAUUUGAGAAAUCUUCAAGAUGUGAGCGAUUUUGUGACAAAGGCUGGUUAUGGAUCAGAAAGUGAAGCGGAUGAUGAAGCUGCAACUGUAAGUCUAGCAACUGACCUUGGUAGAGUUAACCGGGCUUCUAAUAAAAGUGCUGUUAAGCUUCAAGAGAUUGGACCUAGGCUGACACUUCAACUCAUCAAAAUCGAGGAGGGACUGUGUUCUGGAGGAGUAAUAUUCAGUGAAUAUGGAAAUCACGGGUCUGGUAAAAAGCAGAAAACUGAUGAUGAAGAGCAUGAGAACGAGGAUAACAAGGACGAAGAGCAAGAGAGCGAGGAAGAAGAAGACGAGAACGACGACGGCGUGGAAGAAGAUUAG
This is a messenger RNA of Fraxinus pennsylvanica, 1032 nucleotides long. Lineage: Eukaryota; Viridiplantae; Streptophyta; Magnoliopsida; Lamiales; Oleaceae. The record is from the annotation of a GenBank genome assembly.